Leptopilina heterotoma is the source of this 1325-nucleotide messenger RNA. RefSeq names its product ribosome production factor 2 homolog (gene Non3). The coding region runs from base 200 to 1150 and encodes 316 amino acids. Gene Ontology annotation, cellular component: nucleolus. The record is from RefSeq and is a predicted model, not a curated record. Gene Ontology annotation, biological process: maturation of LSU-rRNA from tricistronic rRNA transcript (SSU-rRNA, 5.8S rRNA, LSU-rRNA); ribosomal large subunit assembly. Gene Ontology annotation, molecular function: rRNA binding. Lineage: Eukaryota; Metazoa; Arthropoda; Insecta; Hymenoptera; Figitidae. The transcript is spliced from 5 exons.
AAGAUAAACAAAAAGAUUGACAAAAACACGUGUGCUGUGUGCUUGUGAAAAGAGAGCAAGUUGUACAAAGUGGUACAAAUUUUCUGGCUAAUUUUUACUAAUUAAUGUCUAACAAUCAUUGAAAGUAUUUUGUUUUUAAACAAUAUUGUUUUUAUCCCAAGUGAAAACAAGUGAAAAGAAUUCGAACGAAAAAACAAAAAUGCCAUCUCUCGAUAGAAUAAAAAAGCCAGCGACUCAUCGUGGUAAGAGGGCAAUUUUAAAAAAAGAACCACAAUUAUUGGAAACUGCGAAACAAGCAUUAUGCAUCAAAGGAAGCACAAGUUCCAAAUUGGCACACGAUUGCAUGAAAGAUUUUUACGACCUGAAAAAACCCGAUGCACAAAUGAUGACGAAAAAGAAUGAAAUUCGACCAUUUGAAGAUAUAACGCCAAUUGAACAAUUUGCCACAAAAUUAAAUGCACCAUUAUUUAUGUUCACAUCGCAUAAUAAAAAAAGACCGAAUAAUCUUAUAAUGGGUCGAAUGUUCGAAAAUACCUUACUCGAUAUGGUGGAAUUUGGAAUUGAUGAUUAUAAAGGACUUAAAGAAUUUAAAGUUCCAAAAAUAGCCACGGGAAUUAAGCCAUUGUUAAUUUUUAAUGGCGAUAUCUUUGAAAAUAAUCGCGAAUACGGAAGAAUUAGAAAUCUUUUGAUUGACAUGUUUCACAGGGAGUCGACGAAAAAUGUUCGAUUACAGGGACUUGAGCAUGUCAUCAGUUUCACUGCUCGUGAUAAUAAAAUAUUGUUUCGCAGUUUUAGAGUCUUUUUAAAAAAAUCCGGAUCCAGAACUCCUAGAAUUGAAUUAGAAGAAAUUGGACCACACGUUGAUUUAGUUGUAAGACGAACGCAACUCGCCUCCGAUGAUUUGUUCAAACAAUCGUGCAAGAAACCUAAAGAACUCAAGGUGAAGAAGAAGAAGAAUAUUUCCGCUGAUCCACUUGGAAAGACACUUGGUCGUGUUCAUAUGGGAGCGCAAAAAUUGAACAAAAUACAAACAAGAAAAAUGAAAGGUCUACGAAAAACAAUGACCGAAAGAAAAGAGGAGAGAAAACGAAAAAGUUUAGACGCAGUGGUGACGCCAAAUGUGAAAAAAACUAAAACUGUUGAUGUUUAAAUUGUAAUUUUAUUCAUUUCUUCACGAAUGACCAUCUUGAAGAAUUCUUUUGAUCCUGAAAUUAAUUUCUAUUUUUAGAAAUAUGAAUAGCUUGUAAAAUUUAUCACAUAUUUUUUUGUACGAGAAUACAAUACUAUUUAGUCUUAAAAUAAAGAUAAAUUGAUAAUUAAACUAA